GGCGAUGAUUUUAUCUACAGAUUUUAUUUUCAUGUCGUACUCACUAACGCACUAAUUCAUAGCAAGAACUCAUUUAGUGUAGUUUUAUUUGUUUUUUUUAAACGUUUUAAUUAGAUGUUAUUUGUUAGAUUGUGAAUCUGUUUAUAUGUGGGACACCCCUGUCGAUACUGGCUACUACUUCUGGCACUUCCUUGUUCAAAAGUUUUAUUUAGGGGAAGGCUCCAGGAAAAGUUGGUCAGCGGACUGGCUAUUGGCUAUUGUUUCGACGUUGCUGUCCCACAUUAAGGGCAUGCAUUACAUGUGUGAUAUAUUUUUUAGCAACUAGCGUGUGGCUGUCGCAGCUUUUCUCAUGGCUGUAAUUACUGGAGGCUGGCUAACUUUGCACUGAACGGCUCCACAAAGAGGAAGAUGUCCACGGCUAACGUUAGCGAAGACAUCAGAGCGAAGUUUCCCCUGCAUUCAGCAGUGUGGGAGAAUGAUUACAGGAGACUGGAAGAGCAGAUAACGUUACCACAGAAUGACAUCGAGGCUGUGGAUCCCAGAGGCCGGACCCCUCUGCACCUGGCCGUGUCGCUCGGUCACCUAGAGUCUGUGAGAGUCCUUCUGAGACACGGCGCACAAGUGACUAAAGAAAAUGGCAUGAAUUGGACAGUGCUUCAGGAAGCAGUCAGCACCGGAGAUCCAGAGAUGGUUCAGUUGGUGCUUCAACGCAGAGACUACCUCAAAGCCUCCACUGCUCUGGGAGGAGUGCCUGAGCUGCUGUCAAAGAUCAGAGAGUCUCCAGACUUUUAUAUGGAAAUGAAGUGGGAAUUCACCAGUUGGAUCCCCCUUCUGUCCCGGGUUUGUCCAAGUGAUGUUUGUCGCAUUUGGAAAAGUGGCGCCUGCCUGCGAGUGGAUGCCACUCUCCUAGGCUUUGAAAACAUGACCUGGAUCAGGGGGCGCAGGAGCUACAUCUUCAGAGGAGACGAUUCAUGUGCAGAGUUGAUGGAGGUGAACCAUGAUGAUGAAGUAGUGGACACUGAACGCUUCAACAUAUCCCAAGAAAUGGAGGAAGUCACACUAGAGUCAAUGCAGCCAGCUGAACAGGAAGUUGCCAAGAGGUUGACUACUCCUAUUGUCAACACCUACUUGGACACAAAGGAUAUUGCAUUUGAAAGGACCAAGUCUGGGAUUUGGGGCUGGAGAAGUGACAAAAUGGAAGUAGUCAACGGAUUUGAAUCAAAGGUUUUCAGUGUGAACAAUGUAAAUGUGGUAAUCAGGACAAGGACGGAGCAUCUUACAGACGAGGAGAAAGCCAGGAUUAAAAGUGAAAGGAACAUCUUGGAGUCUCUGCUGGGGACUGUGGAGCAACACAUAAAUGCACAAGGGGACCUUACUCUUGAGUAUGCAACUGCCAACAAUCCCACUGCAAUAACUCCAGAGGAAUAUUUUGAUCCAGACUUUGACCUUGGGAACCGAGACAUCGGCCGUCCCAUUGAACUGAGCAUUCGUACUCAGAAGUUCAAAGGUACACUGUGGAUGAGCGAGGAACAUCCCCUGUCACUGGUGGAGCAGGUCACCCCCAUCAUUGACCUCAUGGCUCGGACCAGUUCCCACUUUGCACGGUUACGAGACUUUGUGGCUCUGAAGUUUCCUCCUGGAUUUCCUGUUAAAAUAGAGAUUCCCCUGUUUCACGUGCUGAAUGCCAAGAUCACAUUUGGUAAUGUAAACAAAUGCAGCACCGAAGAGGAAGUCAACACCACGCCGGCCGCCACACCAACGUCCUCAGGGGAAGACGAAGAAGCAGCAGCAUCGCCUCCGUUCCAGGUCUGUCCCUCGGUGUUUGAGGUGCCGCCGAGUUACCACCGCAGAGGGGGCAGCCGCCACAUGCCCGUGUCCCACAAUGACGAGGACCUUUUGCAGUACGCCAUCCAACAGAGCCUCCUGGAGUCCCGCAGAGGCCCGAACCAGGAGGGGGUCUGGAAUGACGCUGAUGGGGAACUCACUGACGUGAUGCCAAGUAGCCAGAGUGACAGGAGUAUCCCAGAGGGCGUGCUAGUGGAUUACGCGGACACCUCCAGUCCAGCCAGCUCCGCCUCUGCCUCCAGCCCCGACUCAGACCUCCGCCUGGCCAUGGAGCUCUCUGCUCGGGUUCAGGAAGAAGAAGAGAGGAUGAGGAAGCAGGAGGAAGAGGAGCUGGAGAGGAUAUUGCAGCUAUCGCUCACUGAGAAGUAAAAGGGAUAAGAGGGAAUAAUAAUAAUAACAAUAAUAAUAAUACAACUUUUCCAGAUGCAGAAGCAACCACCACACCUCAAUUUUCCUUCCUAACCACUCUAGUCAUCUAUGCAACCGCAGAUUCAUCUCUGUAACAGAUCAUUCUCGCACAGGCAAUAUCAAACUCUCAGUAUCCAAUAUAUUGCAAAAGGUAUUUUUGGUAAGAGCAUACUCUUUUGUAUAUUUCUAUCCCGGCUUAAUGUGUAUCCAUUUUCGAGCUUGAUUCACGGGCUGUCUGAGAUCAUUUUGGUUGGGUUCUAUUUUUAUAUUUAUUUACUUUAAUUUCCGACUCAGAAUCACAGCAGUGACCCAUGUGUAUUGAUUAUAUUUUUGUGUGGAGCGGGGUUCGAAUCUGCGCAACUUAGGUUCUAUGAACAAAAAAAGGUCGACUACUCGAGGUGACUUCAUGCAGUGUUGACUCUCAGACGUGGCACUAAGUGUCCAAAAAAACUGUUGAUUUGUAGUUUUCUUACUAGUACUGUGAUUUUAUAAAGCUAAAAUGAACAUCGUAGCACAACAGUUUGUCCAGUCCACUAGUGCCGCCUUGAGAUCUGAGUGCUGUCACGAUGACAUGUUCCUCCAGAGUCACUUUUUUUGAGAAUCAUGGGCUCACUGAAUAGCGAAAUCUCAGGGUUCAGACUUCACGGAUUACCCCUUCACUUUGGAAUUCAUUUGUUAAUUGGUUGUAAAACCCUGGUGCAGAACGGUACCACUCACACAUAUCAUUCUACGCUAUAGCAAUUUAGUCGGGUUAGUUGUGUCGAAUGUUUUUCGAAUAUUUUAUGGAAGAUGGGUUUAAAAAGCAUGUUGCUGUGAGAGAGCUUACAUUAGCCACGUGGUAGCAUAUCUCUGCUGCAACAAGGGGGGGGGGGUCAUUUUCCUGGCCUGAUUUAUCAACAUUUCCUUUUGACUUUGUGGUUAGAAAGGAUUUAUUUUUUUUAAACUGUCACUGAGCAACUUCAUCUCAGACCAAAAAAAUGCAAUCGCAGAGACCAGUCUGUCUGUGGGUUUUCUGUCAUGCAGCUUAUUAGCACUUAGUGUUGGAGAGAUUAUUCCAGUUCCUGAUGACGGUCGUCCUUUUUGUAGCCAUGAACAACUCGAGACCUCCGAGCAGAAGACGGCACAGACUCUUAAGAUCACGCAUGCCUGCCAUAUUGUAGUUUCGUCAGCACGUGCCAAGGAUUGCUUUGCUCUGAUUGAGGCGUGGUGACAGUUUUAUAUAGUGCCACUCAUACAAAAACUUUGAACAGAUUUUUAACAUUUUGAAGGGGUUUCAGUUGUACCCGGGUGCUGCUGAGUAACAUGCAUUAACCACUAUAGUAGAUUUCACUGACAGCCAACCACUUAAUCAAAGGUCUCCGCCUCCGACUGCGUCAGGAGCUUCAUCUGAUCGAUUACUUAUUGGAACGACCGUGUUGCCAAACUGCUGAACAGUCAACUUUGAAAAGACGAGCUUUGCUUAAUUUGAUGCAAAGCUUUGCAAAGCAACGUUCCAACUGCAAGUUUUUGUUUUUUCUUUUUUUUAAGAUGUUAAAAUUUUAAGAGAAUGUGUGAGUUUCAAAAUGUUGUUCUAAAAAUGUUCUAAAAUAAAAGCACUUUAUUUCCAUGAGGACUACA
Mugil cephalus (flathead mullet) is the source of this 3870-nucleotide messenger RNA. RefSeq names its product ankyrin repeat domain 13A (gene ankrd13a). Lineage: Eukaryota; Metazoa; Chordata; Actinopteri; Mugiliformes; Mugilidae. The record is from RefSeq and is a predicted model, not a curated record. Gene Ontology annotation, molecular function: protein binding. Bases 409 to 2214 code for a protein of 601 amino acids. The transcript has 15 exons. Gene Ontology annotation, cellular component: cytoplasm.